UAUACUAGGAGUGGAUACCAAGCGGCAAAGCACGGGAGCUGCCCACGUGACAGUCUACUCCAGAGGUGGCGUGAGAUGCUCUCCGGAACUCACAGGAUUCCCAGGUGCCUGACUCACUUCUGACCUGUUUGCUGGGCCACCUGCCUUACCCUUCUCACAUUCUCAGAGAGAACCCAAUAUGAAUAGUUUGACCUUCGGUCAGAGGCUUCAAGAGCUCUAGGUAGGUAUAGGACAAGUUUAUCUCUAUUAUUCUUACUUCUGCAAAGUGUACUGACGAUGGUGAAUCCCUGUUAAGGUUACCAGAAGGUGGGUAAGAAGCAACAGGUUAGGAGGCCUGGGUCUUACGCUGCUGGUGUGAGGCAAUAAAGGACCUGCCUCUUCCAUGCAAUGGUUCUUGGAAAGUGAGUGCCUAUGCUCAGGGCAGGGAUUACAGAGAUCACCAAAGCACAGCACCUGCCUUAAAGGAGUGGACCCUUCUCAGCAAGGAACCUCCCGCCCUCGCCCCAAGUCUUGUGUGAAAGUUUACACAAGUGUCACCAUUGGUGCCUCCCUCCUUUGUACCUGUGUCUCUGGGGCAGCUCCAACGUCUGCCCUGACUCGGUUUCCCAGUCGGCUUCCCUCGUUGGGCUGCGAGCCUCCCGAGGGUGUGUUCUUGAACACACAGAUAAUCGAGGGUUGCAUUCUCUGCCUGGGGUCGUCGAGCGGGUCCUCCAGGGAGCGCAGCCCACCCCCCUCCAUUUCCACUUGCACCUUCCCGGUGUUCUCGUUCCCUCUUCUCCAACUCCUCCGCCCACACCCGCCUUUUUUUUUUAUUUUUUUGCUGGAGAGAAUUGGGGCCCCUCUCACCCUCCCCCACCACAAACUCCGCCUUCAGAGAACCCCGGAGCUGCUGCGGGCCCUGCGGCUGCUGCUCGGCUCCCUUCCCUUUCUCCACCAGACCUCCUCUGCCAUCACUGUGGGCGCUCUCUGGGCAUUUCGACUCUUGGCUUCUUCUCUCCCUUUAGCUCGCCACCCGUGUCACCGACCGGGCCGGCGCGUCCCGCCUCCGCUCUGUCGCUUUAAGUGGGUCCCCGCCGCCGCGCCCCUCCCUCACCCCUCCUGGCGCUCAGCGGCUCCUCGCCGCCUCUCCUGCUCCUCCUUUCCCGCUCCUCCUCGCCGCCCGCUCCGCUCCUCUCAGCCUCCGCGGACCCGCAGCCAUGGCCGACAUCAAGACGGGCAUCUUUGCCAAGAACGUCCAGAAGCGACUCAACCGCGCGCAGGAAAAGGUCCUUCAGAAGCUUGGGAAAGCUGAUGAGACAAAAGAUGAACAGUUUGAAGAAUAUGUGCAGAACUUCAAACGGCAAGAGGCAAAGGGUACCAGACUUCAGCGAGAACUCCGAGGAUAUUUAGCAGCUAUCAAAGGCAUGCAAGAGGCUUCCAUGAAGCUCACCGAGUCGCUGCAUGAAGUCUAUGAGCCCGACUGGUACGGGCGCGAAGACGUGAAAAUGGUUGGCGAGAAAUGUGAUGUGCUGUGGGAAGACUUCCAUCAAAAACUAGUGGAUGGGUCCUUGCUGACACUGGACACCUAUCUGGGCCAAUUUCCUGACAUAAAGAACCGCAUCGCAAAGCGCAGCAGGAAACUGGUGGACUACGACAGUGCCCGCCACCACCUGGAGGCUUUGCAGAGCUCCAAGAGGAAGGACGAGAGUCGCAUCUCUAAGGCAGAAGAGGAAUUUCAGAAAGCACAGAAAGUGUUUGAAGAGUUUAACGUUGACUUACAAGAAGAGUUACCAUCAUUAUGGUCAAGACGAGUUGGAUUUUAUGUCAAUACUUUCAAAAAUGUCUCUAGCCUAGAGGCCAAGUUUCAUAAGGAAAUUGCGGUGCUUUGCCACAAACUAUAUGAAGUGAUGACGAAAUUGGGUGACCAGCACGCUGACAAGGCCUUCACCAUUCAAGGAGCUCCCAGCGACUCGGGUCCUCUCCGUAUUGCAAAGACGCCAUCGCCGCCCGAGGAGCCUUCACCCCUCCCGAGCCCGACAGCUAGUCCAAAUCACACGCUGGCACCUGCGUCUCCUGCACCAGCCCGGCCUCGGUCACCCUCGCAGACAAGGAAAGGGCCUCCUGUCCCACCUCUCCCUAAAGUCACCCCAACAAAGGAGCUGCAGCAGGAGAACAUCAUCAGUUUCUUCGAGGACAACUUUGUUCCGGAAAUCAGUGUGACGACGCCUUCUCAGAAUGAAGUCCCUGAGGUGAAGAAAGAGGAGACCUUGUUGGAUCUGGACUUUGACCCUUUCAAGCCCGACAUGCCCUCUGCGGGUUCUGCUGGAGUAACCCACUCACCGAUGUCGCAGACAUUGCCCUGGGACCUAUGGACGACAAGCACUGAUUUGGUACAACCGGCUUCUGGAGGUCCAUUUAAUGGAUUCACCCAGCCGCAGGACACUACAUUAUUCACGAUGCAGACAGACCAGGAUAUGAUCUGUAACUUGGCUGAACCUGAACAGGCUCCGCCCACAGAGCCGAAAGCAGAGGAGCCCCCAGCUGCUGUACCACCUGCUGCCGGGCUGGACCUUGGACUUGACACCCAGGCUGAGGAGCCAGUGGAGGGGGCAGAGCUCAUCCCUGCAACGGAUGCUGAUGUGACGGCUGGGACCUUGGUGCCGGCAGCCGAGGGGGGCCCCGUGGGGGAAGCAGAGACAGAGAAGGUGACUCUUCCUGCUGGAGAAGGAGCGAGUUCAGAGGAGGCCAAGAUUGACACCGAAGCCACAGAGGCUGUAGAUGGUGACAGACCUCAACCGGUAGAAACAGAAGCAGCAGCAACUCAGGAGAAGGUCAUUCCUUCGGUGGUCAUAGAGCCCGCCUCCAACAAUGAAGGGGAGGGAGAACACGAAGACACCAUGGGUGCAGAGUCCAAGGAGGCAACUGUUGACGCGGCUCUCCCGGGCUCCACCGGCGAGACACCAGCGCUGGCCUCGGAGGAGCAGGAGGCGGGCAAGGCCUCCCAGCCAGCCGCCCCCUCCGCAAGCGAGGCCUUCCAGGAAGGGCCUCCCGGUUUCCUCUACAAGGUGGAAACACUGCAUGAUUUCGAGGCAGCAAAUUCUGAUGAGCUUACCUUACAAAGGGGUGACGUGGUGUUGGUUGUGCCCUCAGAUUCGGAAGCUGACCAGGAUGCAGGCUGGCUGGUAGGCGUGAAGGAAUCAGACUGGCUUCAGUACAGAGACCUCGCCACGUACAAAGGCCUCUUUCCAGAGAACUUCACCCGGCGCCUGGAUUAGGGCCAAAAGUAUUGUAGAAAGAGCCUGAUUACUGGGUUUUUAAACCUUUGUGAAAACCUGAAGAGUUCACUUUUGCUAUGACACUCAGUGAUUUGCAGACCAAUGCCAGACAAAGUUUGGGAGGCUAUGUCAAUGAAGCAUGUGCGCAAACAAAUGUUUAGAGGAAAAAAAACCAAGUAAAUUAAGGAAAAAGUCUUCACUGGUUCCCACGCUCUUGCUAACAGGUUUGUCUGUGCUUUGUCCAAGCUGUGGAGACUUGUAUACUCGACCCCCUCCCACCAGUUCUAAAGUAGCUUUCUCCAGACCAGAACCUUAAUUUCUCUGCACCAAGUGUAUGGUAUUGAGUGGCUUCCCUGCAGAAGACGUGAUGAAUUGUCCUGUAAUACGAGAUUAUCUAUUCCCCUGUGCAGGUGUGAGCACGUGCUCUCUCUCUCUCUCCCUGUCACAUUUGCUGUGUUUAAAACGAAACUGCUGCAAAAGUUGUCACUGUUCUUUACCAGCACCUCUCUCUCUAUAUAUAUGGACACACAGUCACACGAGCUGUUUCUCAUCACUCCUGGAUCUAUGUGUAUGCACAAGGCUACAGAUACAUAGUUGCGCUCUCUCCUUUCCAUUGUAGCUUUUAGCCUCUUAUGUGUCAUUGAUACAUGCGUUGCUCUCAUUCCGUCUGGAAUCACAGUUGCAGUUUUGCCUCUGGGCAAAAGCAGCCAUCCCAUUGCCAAAACGGUGGACAGUAUCUGUGUUCGGAAUGUGCAUUCUUCAGGAUGCGAUGACUAACGGCACGUCGGAGCUGCUGCCCCUUUGGAGAAAGCAGAGUCUGAUGAUCUGGAUGUCCGGCCACCAGGACUGGAGGUGGGCGAGUGGGGAUUAGCAGCUAAAUUGUCUUAAUUUCUGCCUUUCUGAGACUGGCUGGCUGAUGAUCGGGGCAUUUCAAUCCACCCCCAAAGAACACUAUUUCAAAAAGCUCCUAUAUAUUUCCACCUCUUUUUAUUGAUGCAACUCAUCUUCACCGAUUGUCCGAAAAUAAGAUAUAGAUGAUGUAUGCUGUAUCCACAAGUCAUCGGUAACGAGUCUGUUUUCAGUGCUGUGUCAUUCCAAAUAAACCUUGGGUAAUCUCCAGCAAUGA
Messenger RNA from Lagenorhynchus albirostris (white-beaked dolphin), 4380 nucleotides. It is a transcript of the gene AMPH, whose product is annotated as amphiphysin. Lineage: Eukaryota; Metazoa; Chordata; Mammalia; Artiodactyla; Delphinidae. The transcript has 21 exons. Gene Ontology annotation, biological process: synaptic vesicle endocytosis. Gene Ontology annotation, cellular component: cytoplasm; plasma membrane; synaptic vesicle. The record is from RefSeq and is a predicted model, not a curated record. Bases 1197 to 3254 code for a protein of 685 amino acids. Gene Ontology annotation, molecular function: protein binding; phospholipid binding.